AUGUCUCUGAGUUUACCGAACAAACGGUCACACCAGGGAAUAGCAGAAAUAUUUAAUGAGCGAGUUGAGAACAGUAACGUGCAUCGAAAAUAUGUUCUAGAACUCGUAGCUAAAUUUCGGGAAACUGGGUCAGUCGCCAAUAAAAAACGCAAUAUUGAAAAUCCCUUAAGGAACGAAGCAAUAGAAACUAUGUGUGGUGUAGGUCAAUGUACUUUCCAACGGAUUCUAAAGGCCCAUAGUUUUCAUCCGUAUAAAAUUCACCUGGUACAAGAACUUAAGGAAGACGAUUUUGGAUUUCUUUAUGUGAGAAUUGUGAAAGAGUGCCUUCAAAUUACUCCUCAAAUAUUGCAAAAUGUGCGGCAAGGAAAAAUGGAACUCAACCGAGAACAUUUUCGCCCUAUAAUUUAUUACAAAUUUCAAAGGCAAUUAUCGCAACAAGAAUACCUUGCUGAGUUACUGUGUGUUUUCGGGAACGAAGCGCCACAUCAGCCAACAAUUUCCCAUUGGUAUGGAGAAUUCAACCAUGGAGGGGUGAGUCUUAGCGACGAUCCCAGGGUAGGUGCAUCAAAAACGGCAGUCACCCAGGAAAACGUCGAUGCUGUGCGCAAACUCAUCAUUGAAGAUAGACAUGUGACAUAUAGCGAGAUUGAGACGUCCUUGAAGACCUCAAAAACCUCAAGCCAAAAAAAUAUACAUGAAGAAUUAGGAGUAAGAAAAUUAGUUUCUCGUUGGAUACCCCACCUGUUGACUGAAGAGCAGAAAGCAGUCAAGGUUAAUUGGUAUGUGUACAGUAUUGUUAGUGGUGAUGAAUCGUGGAUUUACUGUUACAAACCCGAAGAUAAACGACAGUCGGCUGUUUGGGUGUUCCAAGGUGAAGAAAAGCCAACAAAAGUCAUCCGUUCUCGAAGUAUUCCGAAAAAGAUGGUCGCGACAUUUGUGUCCAAAACGGGUCAUAUUGCAACAAUUCCUCUUAAUGAACAAAGAAUUGUUACUGCGGAUUGGUAUACCACCAUUUGUUUGCCAAAAAAUCACCCUGAAAGAAGAAUCAUCCUCCAUCAAGACAAUGCAAGGUCGCGCACAGCCCAAAAAACAAGGCAGUAUUUAACGGAAGAAAACGUGGAAUUAUUGAACCAUCCUCCAUAUAGUACCGAUCUAAGUCCUAACGAUUUCUUUACUUUCCCGAAAAUUAAAAAGGGACUGCGUGGCCAAAGGUUCCAGUCACCAGAAGAAGCAGUUGACGCAUUCAAAAAUGCCGUUUUGGAUCUGCCAGCAAACGAGUGGAAUAAGUGCUUCGAAAAUUGGUUCGGGCGCAUGCAGAUGUGUAUUAAUCUUCUCGACUUUUUGAAAUGA
Molecule: messenger RNA, 1350 nt
Organism: Acanthoscelides obtectus
Lineage: Eukaryota; Metazoa; Arthropoda; Insecta; Coleoptera; Chrysomelidae
Source: the annotation of a GenBank genome assembly